AUGUCACCGGCUGCAAGGACCAAUCUGGGCAUCCUGGCACUGCAAGGCGCUUUUGAGGAGCACGAGGCGAUGUUCAAGCGCCUCCCUGCACAUCUCGUUGAUCGCCUGAACAUUAUCCAGGUACGUAAGAUGGAAGAGCUGGACACUUGCGACGCGCUUGUGAUCCCUGGUGGUGAGUCCACUACCAUGAAGAUCAUUGCAGGCACAGAUGAGUUCAUGACGCACCUGAGAGCGUACGUGCGGGGAGGUGCAGGGGCAGACGGUGUGGAGCGGCGACCCCAUCCGGUGUGGGGCACUUGUGCGGGCUGCAUCUUGCUCUCCGAGGACGUGGUCAAUUCCAUCAACCAAGGAGAUGGCACGCAGUUCCAGCCUGCCAAGCGCUGCAAAUACGGAGACCCAAUCGGUGGCCUGGAUGUGGCGACCUGCCGCAAUUUCUUCGGGCGCCAGGCUGAGUCAUUCGAAGCCGCCAUUGAAGCUGCGGCGCCCAGCGAGCAAGAGGCCUUCGAUGGCUUCCCGGCAGUCUUCAUCCGCGCCCCUGCCAUCCUUCGUACUGGUGACGGUGUCCGCGAGUUGGCGAGGGUGGUGCAUCCCACUGCCACAGGAGAAAAAAAAGGUGUCACUGUGGCAGCGGAAUCUGAGCUCUCCUUCACCUUCGAUGAUGAUGCCCGGGAGCCUGGUCCUGAGAGAUGA
This is a messenger RNA of Symbiodinium pilosum, 690 nucleotides long. The record is from the annotation of a GenBank genome assembly. Lineage: Eukaryota; Dinophyceae; Suessiales; Symbiodiniaceae.